This is a messenger RNA of Ceratosolen solmsi marchali, 10280 nucleotides long. RefSeq names its product teneurin transmembrane protein Ten-m (gene Ten-m). The record is from RefSeq and is a predicted model, not a curated record. The transcript is spliced from 22 exons. Bases 50 to 9985 code for a protein of 3311 amino acids. Lineage: Eukaryota; Metazoa; Arthropoda; Insecta; Hymenoptera; Agaonidae. Gene Ontology annotation, biological process: motor neuron axon guidance.
UGACCCCAAAUAUUGUAAUGACGUGACGGCGUACGAAAAAGUGUCGCAAAUGUGCGAUCAUCACCAGCACCAUCAUCACCACCACCACCAUCAUCAUCAGCCGACGGCCGUCCUCCUGGAUCUCGUCCCACCCGGCGAGGGACUCCUCAAGAGGCCCAGCAUGGAUUACAACGAGUACACUUAUUGCUACGGCGGUGGUCGAGGGUGUUUGUUGGACAGCGCGGCACCACGGGGACCACCCGAUGUGCCACCCCGUAAUCCGACAAUGAGCAGGCUGAACGGAAGGUUGCCCGGAAGCCACGCGGCCAGCGAUCACGAGAGAGAUCCCGACUUGGAGCCCUCCUGCCUCGUACGCACCCCGUCCGGUAACUUCUACAACAUACCCAAAAAACCGAAGAAUGAUUACAACAAUAAGAAUCAAUCGACGGGUAACAGUCCAAUAAAAGUCGAAUUACAGAACAACAUGGACAGGGUACCAUUACCAUACGGACACGCAUCCUCGAUGAUCCCGAUGAGGAGGCAGAGCAUACGUUGUCAUUUCCGCAAGGGCAUCGAUUGGUGCAGCUGGAAGCUUAUUGCGAUUGUCGUCAUAAUGGUCGCACUCUGCUUAGUUGCAGCGCUUACAUACGUAGCAGCAUCGAACAUGGUGAACUGGUACCAGGGCACAAAAGCUUGUACCGUACUGGUGGGCGACGGCGCGGACGGCAAGACCUCCCAGGACACCGCGAAGAACAGCACCGCGUCGUCGCCAUCGAGCUCGGCGAGCUCGGGUGGCAAGCGCCAGCAGUCCAAUUCUGGAGGUAACUUAGCCAGCGCCGCUUUAUCGCGUAAACGUAGGGACGCGCAAGGGCAUGAUGACGAUUUUAAUGAUUCUUUGGAGUUGCAUGAUGGCAUAACUUUGGUGGCGAUGUUGCACGGGAGGACGGAGGAAAUGAUCGUCGAUGUGGAAACGACCAUUUCCUCGUCGGACACUAACUCGCGCUCCACUAUUUUCAAUAACAAUAAUAUUAAUAUUAAUAGUAAUGGUAAUAGUAAUGCGUCCGUCUUAUCGGUUGACGACGAUGACAUUGGCGCUACUGUCGACUCUUUUCUUGAUCGCGCGACUUUCGAUUCGGACACGAGUACCACUAUCGCUACUACUUUAUCUUCCGAUGAUCUCGAAAUUUCAAUUAUGGAUUAUCACAAGAAUGACGACGCUUUUCAUACAACGAUACGUAACAAUGUUGAUGUUACAACGGAUAUCAUUGGCGGCGUAGUCAGCGGUGGGGAUCUUGAGAGAUCGAGCGAAAGUAGCGAUGAGGAGACCAUCGAAUCGAUUGUCGCAACUUCCACGAUUGACUAUACAUUAAUUACGGAAUUGCGCUCGUAUACCGACGUUUCGGCAAACGAUAAGGAUUUAGCCGAAGGUCGGACAUAUUUGCAAGCUACCGAAGCGCCGGAUAAGAUCACCACGACGAUCCCACUGGAAGAUUUAACGGAGAACGGUGAGCGCACUCUCCACGAGGAGAAAAAUCCCAUUACCGACACUACGACCAUGGCAAACGAAGUCAAGAGUGGUGACAACGACGACAAAAUCGAUAGGACCUUGUCGUUUACGAAGGAAAUUGAUCGUGAAGUUAUCCUCGCGGACGAGGCUGUGGCUCGUUCAUCCGACGAGUUGCAAAGCGACUUUCCCGGUCCGUUCAAUUUUUACGCUGCUGAUGGCUUAGAGAUCGUGAAACUCGUUAGCCAAGUGACAACGUCCGAUCCAUUAAAGUAUGCCAAAACUAAGGAUGCCUCAUAUUCCUAUAAUGAGAUCAAAUUUGAUUUCGAAGACAAUAGCUCGUACGAGGACGACGAGAGGGAGCUUAAGGAGCUCAUGAAGAGGCCCGACAAGCGUGAAUUCUUUCGUAAAUUCGACGAGAAAUUUCGCGUUAUUAACAAUGACAAUUCCAAAACCAAGAUUAUUAGCAGACCCAUCGAGGUACCUGAGAAUGACUUGCGCUACCUGACCAAUUCCAUAAGCGAUAUCGUACGCCAAUCAAAUCGCAGCAACGCAUUAGAAGCCGCACCUCGCGGCAUUCCCAAUCCCAAAGAUAAUGUCAACGUCUUCGAUCGAUUGGAUAAUCGCACACCAACGACGACCACGACCACGACCUUCGCCACCACCGUCAACGCUACCGGUCAUCCGCCCAAUUAUUCGCCGUACCAAGAGGAAGCCGAAGCGCCCUCGUCGAGUCAUCGUAUCGACGUGAUCGAGGUGCCCCUUCAUCAUGACGCGAAAAUCGAAAACGAUCCGGGGACCAGCAGCCCACGAGUCCUGCUUAACGUGACGAUAGCCGCGACCGGCGCGGACUCCUCGAGCGCAAAGACCCUCUAUACCCUCUCGGUUACACUGCCUACGGACGCUGACGCCUCCUCCAUCAACAUCAACGUCACGCCAGGCAGCGCCGACAAAGCAUCAACGUGUAAAACCGAGGAGGGAGACGGGGCGCGCGACACCGAUCCCCGACCCAUCGAGACGUCGCUCAAGAGUAUCGAGAAGUCGCUCGGCUCGAUCGAGAGGACGCUCGGGAUCGCCCUCGAAACAUCCGAGGACGCUGUCGUCAGGAUGCUCAAACCCGUGAAGGGGGCGGUACCGUCGUCGCUGCCGCCUCCCCCGCGACCUCCCGAGCAGCCGCCCUUUUGGGGUGGGGGUGAGUGCGAGUGCUCCUGCCCGUGCAUGGAGGCGGUGGCGCCGGUCUCGGCCGAGCCCGGCACUAACGAUUUCGCCGAUGCUGUCGAUCUCUUUGACGAGCCCCUCGUCAAUGAGGAGGACACGACUACCCAAGCGGGGACCGCGGGCACGGCGACGUCGCCUAGGGAGGAAGAGGAGGAUGAGAAGGGCGACCUCGAUACGACGGGCUGCGUGGCUCCGACGACGGCCUUGCCCCCUGAGCCCGUUAUUUUGAUUCUCGAAGGUGGCAGAACGUUCCCGGCGCGCUCCUUCCCACCGGACGGCACGACUUUCGCACAGGUAUCCUUGGGUCAACGCCUCAACAAGGAGAUACCGGCUUAUAGUUACUGGAACAUGCAGUUCUACCAAUCGGAGCCGGCCUACGUGAGAUUCGACUACAACAUACCACGGGGCGCGAGCAUCGGUGUUUACGCGCGGAGGAACGCGCUGCCGACUCACACGCAGUACGACCUCCUGGAGGUGCUAAGCGGCUUUAAGGCAAGGACCACCAGAGCCUCGCACCCAUCGAUAAAGAAGGAGGUGACGCACUACAUGGAGCCGGGACACUGGUUCCUCUCGCUAUACAACGACGACGGAGAUCCCCAGGAGGUGAGCUUCAUCGCCGUCAUCGCCGAGGACAUGACGCACAACUGUCCCAACGGUUGCAGCGGUAAGGGCGAGUGCCUCCUUGGUCACUGCCAAUGCAAUCCGGGCUUCGGCGGUGAGGACUGCAGCGAAAGCGUCUGUCCGGUGCUCUGCAGUCAACGGGGCGAAUACAUCAACGGCGAGUGCCAGUGCAAUCCUGGAUGGAAAGGUAAGGAGUGCUCGCUGCGCCACGACGAGUGCGAGGUGCCGGACUGCAACGGACACGGGCACUGCACCAACGGCAAGUGCAACUGCGUCCGCGGUUACAAGGGCAAGUUCUGCGAGGAGGUCGACUGCCCGCACCCGACCUGCUCCGGUCACGGCUUCUGCGCCGAGGGCACCUGCAUCUGCAAGAAGGGCUGGAAGGGCACGGACUGCAGCCAGACCGACAAAGAGGCCCUCCAGUGCCUGCCCGGUUGUAGCGGGCACGGGAACUUUGACCUCGAGACGCAGACGUGUCUUUGCGAGCCCAUGUGGUCCGGUGAUGACUGCUCGAAAGAGCUCUGCGACAAGGACUGCGGUGCCCACGGACACUGCGUCGACGACGCCUGCGACUGCCUGCCCGGCUGGUCCGGCGAGCUCUGCAAUCUCAAACAGUGCGACCCCCGGUGCAACGAGCACGGCCAAUGCAAGAACGGCACUUGCCUCUGCGUCACCGGCUGGAACGGCCGACACUGCACCAUGGAGGGCUGCCCGAACUCUUGCUCCGGCCACGGCCAGUGCAAGGUCAACGGGGACGCUCAAUGGGAAUGUAGGUGCUACGACGGCUGGAACGGCAAGGACUGCAGCGUGCACCUGGAGCAGGACUGCGCCGACGGCCGAGACAACGACAAGGACGGCCUCGUGGACUGCGCCGACCCGGAGUGCUGCUCGAGCAGCGUCUGCCGGAGCAGUCAGCUCUGCGUCUCGGCGCCCAAACCCAUCGACAUUCUGCUGAGGAAACAGCCGCCCGCGAUCACGGCUUCGUUCUUCGAGAGAAUGAAAUUCUUGAUUGACGACGGUAGUCUGCAGAACUAUGCCCGUCAAGAGACCUUUAACGAGAGUGUGUUCUGGAAUCACUUCAACACAAGUCGCUCAGCAGUGGUUCGUGGUCGCGUGGUCACCUCCUUGGGGAUGGGCCUGAUGGGUGUGCGCGUGAGCACGAGCACACCCCAGGAGGGCUUCACUCUCACGCGCGACGACGGCUGGUUCGACCUCCUGGUGAACGGCGGCGGCGCCGUCACUCUUCAGUUCGGCAGAUCACCGUUCAAGCCCCAAAGCCACAUCGUCUUCGUGCCCUGGAACGAGGUCGUAAUAAUCAACAAAAUCGUCAUGAGCACGGCGGACGAGAAACCGCCGAUCCACGUGAUCCAUUCGUGCGCGGCUCACGACUACGACCUCAUGAAGCCCGUCGUUCUCGCUACCUGGAAACACGGCUUCCAGGGCGCCUGUCCCGAUAAGAGCGCCAUCCUCGCCGAGUCUCAGGUCGUUCAAGAGAGCCUCCAGAUACCGGGCACCGGACUCAACCUCGUCUACCAUAGCUCCAGAGCCGCGGGCUACCUCUCGACCAUCCAACUCCAAUUGACCCCCGAGGUCAUACCACCGACCCUCAAUUUAAUCCACCUGAGGAUCACGAUCGAGGGCAUCCUCUUCGAGAAAACUUUCGAAGCCGAUCCGGUGAUUAAGUUCACCUACGCCUGGAAUCGGCUCAAUGUCUACCGGCAGCGCGUCUACGGCGUGACGACGGCAAUGGUGAAGGUCGGCUACGAGUACAGCGACUGCAAGGACGUGAUCUGGGACGUGCAGACGACCAAGCUUAGCGGCCACGACAUGUCGAUUUCCGAAGUGGGUGGCUGGAACCUCGACAUCCACCACCGCUACAACUUUCACGAGGGCAUACUGCAAAAGGGCGACGGCUCCAACAUCUACCUGAAGCACAAGCCCCGUGUAAUCCUAACGACGAUGGGUGAUGGCCACCAGAGACCUCUCGACUGCUUCGACUGCGACGGGCAGGCCUCGAAGCAGAGGCUCCUGGCGCCCGUGGCACUCGCCACUGCCUCCGACGGCUCGAUUUUCGUCGGCGACUUCAAUCUCGUGAGGAAGAUCUUGGUCGACGGCACCGUCCGAACCAUCGUGCGCCUAAACGCCACCCGUGUCUCCUACCGCUACCACAUAGCCCUGAGCCCGCUGGACGGCUCGCUUUACAUCAGCGACCCGGAGUGCCAUCAGAUAAUUCGCGUACGCAACACAACGGACUACUCGGACCCGGAACACAACUGGGAGACGGUCGUCGGCUCGGGCGAGCGCUGUCUGCCCGGCGACGAGGCUCACUGCGGCGACGGAGCCCUCGCCCGCGACGCCAAGCUCGCCUACCCCAAGGGCGUGGCCAUCUCCGCUGACAACGUCCUCUAUUUUGCCGACGGCACCAACAUUCGCAUGGUGGAUAGGGACGGCAUCAUCACGACCAUAAUUGGCAAUCACAUGCACAAAUCGCACUGGAAACCGAUACCCUGCGAAGGCACCCUCAACGUCGAGGAGGUGCACCUACGCUGGCCCACGGAAUUAGCCAUCAAUCCCCUGGACAAUUCGCUCCACAUGAUCGACGACCACAUGGUUCUCCAGCUGGCUCCGGAUGGGCGGGUGAAGGUCGUGGCCGGUCGGCCCCUCCACUGUGCCUCACCCUCCUCGACUUUCGACACGGAGCUCGCGACUCACGCGACCCUCGUUGUGCCACAGAGCGUGGCCUUCGGACCCUCGGGCGACCUCUACAUUGCCGAGAGCGACUCCCAGAGGAUCAAUCGCGUCCGGGUAAUCGGGACCGACGGCAAGAUAUCGGCCUACGCCGGCGCCGAGUCCAAGUGUAAUUGCCUCGAGCGGGGCUGCGACUGCUUCGAAGCCGACCACUACUUGGCCUCCACCUCCAAGUUCAAUACGAUCUCGGCAGUCGCCGUCAGUCCCGACGGCGUCGUGCACAUCGGCGAUCAAGCGAAUUACAGAAUACGCUCAGUUAUGGCCAGUAUCCCGGAUGCGAGCGGCGCGCGCGAGUACGAGAUCUACUCACCGGACACGCAGGAGAUCUACGUGUUCAACAGAUUCGGCCAGCACAUCGCGACGAAGAACAUCCUGACGGGCGAGACGAUCUACUCCUUCGCCUACAACGUCAAUACGAGCAACGGCAAACUGAGUACAGUGACGGACGCAGCCGGCAACAAGGUGUUCUUGCUGCGCGACUACAGCGCCCAGGUUAACUCGAUCGAGAACACGAAGGGCCAAAAGUGCCGGCUACGCAUGUCGCGCAUGAAGCUCCUCCACGAGCUCAGCACACCCGACAAUUACAACGUGACGUUCGAGUACCACGAACCGACGGGUCUCCUCAAAACGAAGCUCGACUCGACCGGGCGCAGCUACGUCUACAAUUACGACGAAUUUGGGCGGCUGACGAGCGCGGUAACGCCCACGGGCAAAGUCAUCAGCCUGACGUUCGACCUGAGCCUGAAGGGAGCGACGGUAAGAGUGGGCCAGAACAGCAGGAAGCCCUUAUCGAUGCUCAUCAAGGGUUCGUCGGUCGUAACGAAGAUCGGCGAGGCCGAGCAGAGGACGAGCGUGAUGGCCGAUGGGAGCGUUGGCAGGAUGACGCCCUGGUCGCACACCGUCAGCACCGACACGAUGCCCUACUCGAUCCUCGCGGAGAUCGAGCCGCUACUCGGCGAGAGCUAUCCGGUCCCGGCCAAGCAGAGGACCGAGAUUGCCGGCGACCUGGCCAAUCACUUUGAGUGGCGGUACUUCCUGCGUCAAGUCCAAGCCGGUAAAAACAGAGGCGGCGCGACGGCCAAAGCCAUUGCCAGGGUUGGCAGGAAGCUGCGAGUGAACGGGGACGUUCUACUGUCGCUCGAAUACGAGAGAGAAUCGAACACGGUGGCGGUCUUCAAGGACGAUCGCGUGGAGCUCGUGAACGUGACGUACGACAAGACGGCGCGGCCGAUCAAGUGGGGACCACGCGACGGGAUAUUCGCCGGCGUCGAGCUCGAGUACGAUCGAUUCAGUAGGCUCGUCAGCUGGACGUGGGGCGACAUUAGCGAGACCUACGGCUUCGAUCAGGCCGGACGCCUCUACGAGAUUAAAUACAGCGACGGCACGUCCAUGGUCUACGCAUUCAAGGACAUGUUCAGCAGCCUACCACUAAAGGUUACGACGCCGAGGGGUAGCGACUACCUACUGCAAUACGACGAGGCCGGGGCACUCCAGUCGCUCACCACCCCAAGGGGACACAUACACGCCUUCUCACUCCAGACGUCCCUCGGCUUCUACAAGUACCAGUACUACUCGCCCAUGAAUCGUCAUCCCUACGAAAUACUCUACAACGACGAUGGUCAGAUCCUCGCUAAGGUCUAUCCCCAUCAGAGCGGCAAGGUCGCUUACGUCUACGACCACAACGGCAAACUGGAGACGACUCUUGCCGGCCAAUCGUCAACGCAUUACACGUACCAGGAGACGACGUCCCUCGUGCGUAGCAUCGAUAUCAACGAGCCCAACUUCGAGAUGCGUGUCGAGUACAAGUACCACGCGGGCAUCAUUAAAGACGAGAAGAUCAAGUACGGAAGCAAGAGCGGCCUUGAUAAUGCGCACUAUCGUUACCAGUACGACGGCAACGCGCGCAUAUCCGGCAUCGACGUCGACGUCAGCGGCAAGCAGCUACAACCCAUUCGCUUAAAGUACGACCAGAAUCUCGGAGUACUCGAGGGCGUGAACGACCUGCGGAUCUACAGGAAUUCCUUCAAUCGCUCCGUAAUGCAGGACUCGAGCAAGCAGUACUUCACCGUCACGGAUUACGACGAGCACGGACGCGUGAAGACCAUUUUAAUGAACAUCAGGUCGAUGGACGUGUUUAGGAUGGAGCUGGAGUACGACAAUCGUAACCGUAUCAAGAUGCGCAAGCUCAUGAUCGGCAAGGACUCGGUCGAUAAGAAGGAAUGGACGCGCAUGGAUAAGAUCACCUACAACGCGGACGGUCACGUGCUGGAAGUCGCCGACACGGACAUCUCGUGGCAAUACGCGUACGACGAGAACGGCAAUGUUAUUGGAGUGACGGAGCGCCUGGAGAAGAUCAGCCUUGGCUACGAUAGCGGUGAUCGCGUUGUCCAAUACGGCGACGUCGAGUUCAACUCCUACGAUCAGCGGGGCUUUGUUGUGAUUCGCGGCGAACACAGGUAUCGCUACAACACCCGGGGUCAGCUCAUCCACGCGGCCGAGCAUAAGCAAUUCCAAAUAUGGUACUACUACGACGACAGGGGCCGACUCGUUGCCUGGAACGACGACCGCGACAACGUCACACAGUUCUUCUACGCGAACCCCAAGACCCCGGACCUCGUGACGCACCUCCACUUCCCCAAGAGUCAGCGAACCUUCAGGUUCCUAUACGAUUCGCGCGAAUUCCUCAUGGCCGUGGAGACGUCCGAGCAGAGAUUUUACGUGGCCACGGAUCAGAACGGCUCGCCCCUUGCCCUUUUCGACACCAAUGGCAAUCUCUAUAAGGAGAUGAGGCGGACACCCUUCGGCAAAAUCAUCAGAGACACGAAUCCCGAUUUCUAUUUGCCGAUCGACUUCCACGGCGGCCUCUUCGAUCCCAACACGAAGCUCGUCUACCUUAACAAGCGGCUCUACGACCCGACCGUCGGCCAGUGGAUGACGCCCGCCUGGGAGCAAAUGGCCAACGAGCUCACCACUCCCACGGAUAUUUUCAUCUACCGUUUUCGCAAUAACGAUCCGAUCAAUCUCAAGCAAAAUGUCGAGUAUAUGACGGAUCUGCCCUCGUGGCUCAAGCUAUACGGCUACGACAUCGAGGCGAUGCUUGGCUCCGAGUAUACCAAGCGGAUGGUUUAUCAGCCGAGCGCCACCAUCACGUCGCCCCAGCUGACCCCGGACUUCGGAGUCAUGAGCGGCCUCCAGUGCAUCGUCGAUAGGGUCCAUGACAAGUUCUCGGACCUCGGCUUCGUGCCCAAGCCUCUGCUUAAGCUCGAGCCGAAGACGCGGAACCUCCUACCUCGGGUCGCCCAUAGACGCGCCGUAUUCGGCGAGGGCAUCCUUGUCUCGCGCAUCGGUGGCCGAGCUCUCGUCAGCGUCGUCGACGGCGUAAACAGCGUCGUCCAGGACGUGAUGACCUCCGUGAUAAACAAUUCGUACUUCCUGCCGCUGCACUUCAGCGUCCAUGACCAGGAUGUGUUCUACUUCGUUAAGGACAACGCUCUCAAGAUACGCGACGACAUGGAGGAGCUUCGACGGCUCGGCAGCAUGUUCAAUGUCUCGACUCACGAGACGACGGAGCACGGCAGUGGGACGUACAAGGAGCUGAGGCUGCACAGUGCCGACGCCGCGGUUGUCAUCAGGUACGGGGCCGACCCGGAGCAGGAGCGCCACCGCAUCCUCAAGCACGCGCACAAGCGCGCGGUCGAGCGCGCCUGGGAGAUCGAGAAGCAAUUGGUGGCCACCGGCUUCCAAGGCAGAGGUGACUGGACCAAAGAGGAGAGGGACGAGCUCGUGAGCCGCGGUAUAGUCGAGGGCUACGAGGGCGUCGACAUUCACAGCGUGCACCGGUACCCCCAGCUCCGUAAAAGACGGAAGAGCUGUAGUAACAGGAGGGGCGCUAGGGCCUACAGGCACGACUCGUGACUGCUGGAGGAAAGCCCUGGGACUUCCAAGGACACCGCCGCCCCGUUAAUUUCUACCUUUCGCUGAGGGGUCCUCGGCAAAGCUCCGCUUCUCGCACGAGUACGACGGGCCCGUGCCCGCCGUCUUUCAUACUGUAUUUCAUAAAAAGCAGGAUAACCAAACGUAACCGACGUGCGCAGCCGAGUCGGCUCUCGAGACAGUGGCACAAGACAUGGGUGGGAGGUGGGUGGGUGGUAGCGUCGUGGUGUUCACGCAAGAAAUCAAAGCUAGUCGAUGAUGGGUGGAUUUUGAGAGA